Molecule: messenger RNA, 1288 nt
Organism: Nerophis lumbriciformis (worm pipefish)
Lineage: Eukaryota; Metazoa; Chordata; Actinopteri; Syngnathiformes; Syngnathidae
Product: cytokine receptor common subunit gamma-like
Biological process (GO): cytokine-mediated signaling pathway
Cellular component (GO): external side of plasma membrane
Molecular function (GO): protein binding; cytokine receptor activity
Source: RefSeq, a predicted model, not a curated record
CCUGCCCAAAAGCUGAAAGCAUCCAUGUUCUUCUACUCCACAAUGCUGACAAACUUUCUUUUACUUCUCUGUCUGUCAGGGCCAGUUUUUCCCAGAGAACCUCCCGAUGUUGACUGUAUUUUGUUGCAUCUGGAGACCGUUCACUGUACCUGGCACACGACAAUCAACUACACCUUCAAAAGCAGGUUUUAUGGUGAACAUUUCAGUGAAUGUGAACGCUACCUGACACAGGGAAGCAUAAACAAUGGCUGCAUUCAACCCUACUCGGACAGAAGCAACAGGUUCCGCACAUUUUACACACAACUGGCACAUAGCAACAGUACUUUCCUGAAGGAGCACAACCUUGAGAAAAAAGUAAAAUUAAAUCCACCGACCAACGUGACAGUUCAGAAUGGAUCCGACUUGAACCUGUGGUUCUACUGGAAUCAGACCACUCCAAACUGUGUGGAAAAUGAGGUUCGCUACAGAACCAAUUUCAAGAAGUGGGACACUCACAGGGUCACUCCCAGGAAGCAAAAUUACUGCAUCAACUUACCAUCCAGCCGCUCCCGGUAUGAGCUCCAGGUGAGGAGCAAGAUGGAAAAAACUUGUGGGGAGUCUCCCAUCUGGAGCGAGUGGAGCGAGCCUGUGGUGUGGGGAUCCAACAACGGCACUGAAACUGAUCGACCUGAAGCAGGGUAUUCCAUGUUGGUGCGGAUAUUAGUGUACGUUUUGCCCCCUGCCAUACUCGCCCUCAUGGUCAUACUGUUGCUGCAAUACGAGAGAUUUAGAAUCCGCUUCAUUCCUGUAGUACCCAAACCAACCCCGAUCCCGCAAGACAUUGUGGGUUGGCUUCAAAUCUCCAAAAGCCUCAAAGAAGGUUUCAAGACCAGCUACUAUGAACAUGGCUGUCCUGUUCGUGAAUACCAAGGCUCCGACUCUGACAGCCAGUGCUCCGACGAUUCCAUCUCCUUCCUCAACACGGAACCAACCGACGCUCUCUCCAUUGACACCGCCCACUCUUGCUCUAGCGCCACUGUCCCCCCCACCUCUACUAAGGUGCUUUCUGACUAGAAGGAAACUUCAAGUCUAGAGUUGAACUUCCCAUACGCUCUGGAGGGUUAUAAAGUUGGGCUUGCAUCACGGUCUAUAUUGGAAGUGCCUCAGCAGUUUCAAUGCAAAAAGUCUAAGGGUCAGACCAGAAUAAGGAAGUAAAAUCACUGCUUUCCUGUGCUUGCUUGUCAGCUCAUUUCCUUUGACUGCAUGUAUCGCUUGACUUUUUAAAUAAAACUAGUACUCAAGUCACAAA